AUGUUGGUCAAUCUUGCCUUCAUAUUGACAAGCUCAGUUUGCACGCUUGCAUUAUCUGUAAACUCAGGCCUGACCAAUGGCCAAUUGAAAAGUUUACAGAAAAAGUUUGCAUCUUACUAUAACACAUCCUCGAACAGCAGUCAUAUAUCUGUCCGAGGCAUCACUAUCGGUGGGUGGUUGGUUACAGAACCGUACAUUACACCUACCCUUUUCAAGAAUGCCACUUCUAUGGCAACCUAUAUGAAUAGUAGUUUCCUCUCGAGCAAUAAUACUAUAAUCGACGAAUAUACAUUGUGCGAGGCCUUGGGUUACAAUACUUCAAAAGAAUUAUUAUCUAACCAUUAUGCAACAUGGAUAACAGAAGAUGAUUUCAAGCAAAUAAGUGAAGAUGGAUUCAAUUUGGUAAGGAUUCCAAUCGGUUAUUGGGCAUACAAAGUAGAUCACAAGGAGAACAAAUACAUAAAUAAUAUUACAUUUAUUGACCCAUACGUUGGCGAAGGGAUUCAACUCAAAUAUUUGGAUAAAGCACUGGAAUGGGCUCAAAAGUAUGGUCUCAACGUAUGGCUAGAUUUGCAUGGUGCACCAGGCUCACAGAACGGGUUUGAUAACUCUGGACAACGAAUCUUUUAUUCGAAUCUUGGUUGGUUAUCUAAGAAUGGUACGAGAGAAUUAACAUACACGGUAUGGGAUAAGAUGUUUAAUGAUUAUUUAGCUAGUAAUAAUAGUAUUGUUGGAGUAGAAAUUGUUAAUGAACCGCUCAACUCAAAAAUUGGUAUAGAUAAUAUUACACAAGCUUAUUAUGAUGCCUUUGUAUCGUUCAAGGAAACGAUGCCAGAAAAUGACAACAGCACAUUUAUCAUUCAUGAUGCAUUUGAAGGUGUUGAUUAUUUCAACUUGGAUUUCAAUCCACAAUACAGAAAUGUUUCUGACCAAUAUGCUAACCUGACCGAAUUCAAUUAUGAUGCGCAGAAUAUCUUAGUAGAUCAUCAUCAUUACGAGGUCUUCACCGAUUAUCAAUUGGCUGAAACGCAAUACGCACGUAUUAUGAAUAUUAUCAACUAUGGUGAAUCUAUCAACGAGCAAUUAGGAUACCAUCCGGCCGUUGUCGGCGAAUGGUCGGGAGCUCUUACUGACUGUGCCACCUGGUUGAAUGGUGUUGGUGUUGGGGCCAGAUACGAUGGUUCUUAUUACAACACUACACUGUAUACUACGAACGAUUCACCAGUUGGAAAUUGCACCUCACAAAUGCCCAUUGAAGAAUGGACUUCAGAGUACCGUGAACAAGUUAGGCAAUUCGUAGAAGCACAGUUAGCUACAUACGGUGCUAAGACCACUGGCUGGAUUUUCUGGAAUUGGAAGACUGAAAAUGCCACGGAAUGGGACUAUCUAAAAUUGAAGGCUGCCGACUUAUUUCCAGUUCCCUUUGAUAAUUAUACAUACUUUAAUACAAAUGGUAACAUAAUAUCCGCGGUUUCUGCAUCGUUAUCGAGGGAGGCAUUUCCUUCUUCGACGUCUGAUGUUGUUACAAGUACUUCUACAAAGAGUAAAAACAUGGCAAACAGAGCAUUUCAUAAGCCAACUUUAAUAAUAGGUACUCUGAGCCAGGGCAAUACAUGGAAGGGCAUCUUGACAGGCACUGUUGGUAUAAUUGCCGUCAUCUGUAUAGCGCUGUAA
Messenger RNA from Kazachstania africana CBS 2517, 1674 nucleotides. RefSeq names its product glucan exo-1,3-beta-glucosidase (gene EXG2). Gene Ontology annotation, biological process: glucan catabolic process. Lineage: Eukaryota; Fungi; Ascomycota; Saccharomycetes; Saccharomycetales; Saccharomycetaceae. Gene Ontology annotation, molecular function: glucan exo-1,3-beta-glucosidase activity. The transcript has a single exon. Gene Ontology annotation, cellular component: extracellular region; cell surface. Bases 1 to 1674 code for a protein of 557 amino acids. The record is from RefSeq and is a predicted model, not a curated record.